AAUGAAGAAAACUAUGAAUCAUCAUAGCAUAAGCAAGCCUAAUCGAGAGUAUUUUUAUGAAAUGGGUGGAAAAGAUGGGACUCCUCCGACAAUAGAUAAAGUGUUCUUUGAGACACACAAGAGCAACGGUGAAAUAAAAGAACAUGCAGCAAAAGAAAGACAUGCUGGACUUGUUGAAACCUGUGAAGCUAAUCCAGAGUUAGAUCCAAUAGAGUUGGUAGAGAAGUUCUAUGGCAAUCAAAAUCAUGGACACAUAAUUGGUUUUGGAGGUGGAUUGAGGCCUAAGGACUUGAAGGGUUCAGAUGCAUUAAGCAGGGCAGAAUUGGCAAGCAAACUAAGGGACUCUAAUGGAGAGAAGGCAGACAUAGCAGCUAUAAUAGCAGAGCAGGCUAGAACCAUGAUGGAAAGGAUGGAUCAAAGGUCUGGCAGUCCGGCCACUAAUCAAAAUGGUCAAUCUUAAGUAUGGUAGUGUGGAGUUGGCUUUGAUGGGAUUCAUGACACCAGUAUUUUGCUGAGAUUUUGUUGUUAGGAGGAGUUUUAGAUAUUUGUUGUAAUCUUGUGAAUGAUUUUGGAUGGGUGUCAUGUAAUAGUUGAAUAGUUUUUGGGAUG
This is a messenger RNA of Linum tenue, 609 nucleotides long. Lineage: Eukaryota; Viridiplantae; Streptophyta; Magnoliopsida; Malpighiales; Linaceae. The record is from the annotation of a GenBank genome assembly.